Messenger RNA from Camarhynchus parvulus, 1162 nucleotides. It is a transcript of the gene PDCL3, whose product is annotated as phosducin like 3. The coding region runs from base 179 to 901 and encodes 240 amino acids. The record is from RefSeq and is a predicted model, not a curated record. Gene Ontology annotation, cellular component: cytoplasm. NCBI's taxonomy places the organism in Eukaryota, Metazoa, Chordata, Aves, Passeriformes, Thraupidae. Gene Ontology annotation, biological process: angiogenesis; protein folding; positive regulation of gene expression. The transcript is spliced from 6 exons.
UCCCUCGGCCGGGACCAUCCUUAUUAGGCGCUGCGGGAAGCGGCGGCUGUGGCGGUGCCGGGCCCGCCCGCCGGGAGCGCCGCCUCCUCCGGCCGCGCCGCGCACGCCGGGACCGGCCCUGCCCGGCCUUGCCCAGCGCCGCUACCCGGGCCUGGCCCGGCCCGGCCCCGCCGGCACCAUGCAGGAUCCAAAUAAAGACACGGAGUGGAAUGACAUUCUGCGCAAGAAAGGGAUCCUUCCUCCAAAGGAAAACCUGGAGGAACAGGAACGGGCAAAGGAAGAGGAGCAGUUUGCCAUCCUUCAGAAAUCUCUGGUGAAGACUUAUGAGGACAUGACUCUGGAAGAGCUAGAAGAGAAUGAAGAUGAAUUUAAUGAGGAAGAUGAGAGAGCUAUUGAAAUGUACAGGCAGCAAAGGUUAGCAGAAAUGAAGGCAGCUCAAAUGAAGAAUAAAUUUGGGGAAGUCUUGGAGAUUUCGGGAAAAGAUUAUGUUCAAGAGGUUACAAAAGCUGGAAAAGGUAUAUGGGUAGUCUUACACCUCUACAAACAAGGAAUUCCACUCUGUGCCUUAAUAAAUCAACAUAUGAGCGGGCUUGCGAAGAAGUUCAGAGAUGUGAAAUUCAUCAAAGCCAUCUCUACCACCUGCAUUCCCAACUACCCUGAUAAGAACCUGCCCACGAUAUUUGUGUACCUGGAGGGAGACAUCAAAGCUCAGUUCAUUGGGCCUUUGGUGUUUGGUGGCAUGAACCUGACAAGGGAUGAAUUGGAGUGGAAGAUUUCUGAGUCGGGUGCCAUCAAGACUGACCUCGAAGAGAACCCCAGGAAGCAGAUCCAGGACCAGCUCAUGUCCUCAAUCAGGGCAUGUGUCCCAGCCAGAGGGGAGAGUGACUCAGAGGAUGACUAAUUCCUGCGUCUGCAGCCGGAUUGAUGCUGUGCACUGGCAGCCAGUGCUCCCACCUCAGGCACUGGAGACACUCCUCAAGGCCUUGCUGAGCCCCAGAAGGGUAGCCUUUCAAGACAUUCAUUCUAGAAACCUGUAGAAACUAAAAACAUUUCUGUUUUUUAAAAAUUGCAGCUUCACUUAAGAUGCUGAAAGACAUUUUGUAUAGUGAAGCCUGGGUAAAUCUUACUCAAAGGUUUUAAAAUACAGAUAUGAGUUGAAACA